Aptenodytes forsteri (emperor penguin) is the source of this 1506-nucleotide messenger RNA. Its product is annotated as deoxyribodipyrimidine photo-lyase. Lineage: Eukaryota; Metazoa; Chordata; Aves; Sphenisciformes; Spheniscidae. Gene Ontology annotation, biological process: photoreactive repair. Gene Ontology annotation, molecular function: deoxyribodipyrimidine photo-lyase activity. The record is from RefSeq and is a predicted model, not a curated record. The coding region runs from base 1 to 1506 and encodes 501 amino acids. The transcript is spliced from 9 exons.
AUGAGGCGGGGGCAAGGGAAGCGAAAGGCCGAGGCCACGGAGCUGCCACGCGUGUCUCGGAGGAAGGAGGAAGAGGAGGCUGGGCAGGAGGCCCGGCGGAGGGCGGCCCCAUCCGUGCGGGAGUUUAAGUACAACAAAAAGCGGGUUCGCCUCGUCUCACAGGGCUCGGACCUGAAGGAUGAUGCUCGGUGCAUCCUUUACUGGAUGUCCCGGGACCAGCGGGUGCAAGAUAACUGGGCUUUCCUCUACGCCCAGCGCCUGGCCCUCAAACAGGAGCUACCUCUGCAUGUCUGCUUCUGCCUGGUGCCCAAAUUCCUGGAUGCCACCAUCCGCCAUUACGGCUUCAUGCUGAAGGGCCUGCAGGAGGUGGCCAAGGAGUGUACAGAGCUGAACAUCCCCUUCCACUUGCUGCUGGGCUAUGCCAAGGACGUGCUGCCCACGUUUGUGGUGGAGCAUGGCGUGGGCGGGCUGGUGACAGAUUUCUGCCCCCUCCACCUCCCCCGGCAGUGGGUGGAGGACGUCAGGGAGCGGUUGCCGGAGGAUGUGCCGUUUGCACAGGUUGAUGCCCACAACAUCGUGCCCUGCUGGGUCACCUCCCCCAAGCAGGAGUACAGCGCCAGGACCAUCCGGGGCAAGAUCCACGCUCAGCUCCCCGAGUUCCUCACCGAGUUCCCCCCCAUCAUUCGCCACCCAUAUCCCCCCUCCUGCCCGGCAGAGCCCAUUGCUUGGGAGGCGUGUUACUCCAGCUUGCAGGUGGACCGCACCGUGGAAGAGGUGGAGUGGGCGACCCCCGGCACGGCUGCAGGGCUGGCUGUGCUGCAGUCCUUCAUCGCAGAGCGGCUGAAAUCCUUCGGUUCCCACCGGAACGAUCCCAACAAGGCAGCGCUCAGCAACCUGUCCCCGUGGUUCCACUUCGGCCAGGUUUCCACCCAACGAGCCAUCCUGGAGGUGCAGAAGCACCGGGGCAAGUACAAGGAGUCAGUGGACGCAUUUGUGGAGGAGGCCGUGGUGCGGCGGGAGCUGGCUGAAAACUUUUGCUACUACAAUGAGAACUACAACAGCGUGCAAGGUGCCUACAACUGGGCACAAACCACUCUGAAGCUCCACGCCAAAGACAAGAGGCCUUUUCUCUACGAGCUGCAGGAGCUGGAGCAGGGGACCACGCAUGACCCACUCUGGAACGCUGCCCAGCUCCAAAUGGUCCAGGACGGCAAGAUGCAUGGCUUCCUGCGGAUGUACUGGGCCAAGAAGAUCCUGGAGUGGACCCGCUCCCCCGAGGAAGCCCUGCGGUUUGCCAUCUACCUCAACGACCGCUACGAGCUGGAUGGGAGGGACCCCAACGGAUACGUAGGCUGCCUCUGGUCCAUCUGCGGCAUACACGACCAGGGCUGGGCAGAGCGGGCCAUCUUCGGGAAGAUCCGCUACAUGAACUACGCCGGCUGCAAGCGCAAGUUCGACGUGGGCCAGUUUGAGCGUCGCUACGCCCCCCACAUGCUCUCCCAGUGA